Messenger RNA from Fonsecaea pedrosoi CBS 271.37, 1896 nucleotides. RefSeq lists its product as uncharacterized. Bases 1 to 1896 code for a protein of 631 amino acids. The transcript has 2 exons. Lineage: Eukaryota; Fungi; Ascomycota; Eurotiomycetes; Chaetothyriales; Herpotrichiellaceae. The record is from RefSeq and is a predicted model, not a curated record.
AUGUCUGUUGGAAGACCAGUGCAGACUGCGAAACAUCAACACUCAAUAUGGCAGGAUGUACCAGAAGAUGCUUUCCGUCGAAGGAUUGUCGCACUUUCUGCAGCAACCAAGGGUGUCCCGGGCGAUGCGAGGUACUCGGUGUCAUGGUCAACCAGUACUCAAGACAUACCUCCUGCGACAGGAUCUCGGACAUUAUCCUUCAAGACAGAGCAACGCCUUGCAGAUGACAUUGCAUUUAUCUUGGCAACCCAACAGGGUGGUGACAGUAUCACAGCUGUUUGUGUGGAGGAGAUUGCAGAGCCUGCGGGUCUCAUCAUACGUGUUGCUGCAACUGAAGGGGUGCCAGGAGAAAUCCAACGUUCUCUGGAGAUGAGGCUCGAGAAGUGUACAUCAACCUUAUCGGACUUGAUACUGGGUCUGUCACAGGAACGCAUUUUGUCUCGCAUGAGAUUAUUUCUCGGGGAACGUCCUUCAUCAUCUCGUCCACGCAGAAGGGGGUCAAUAAGUUCCUCGACAUCUGGUUCCGAAAAGGCGUUGAUUCGAAUGCAAGCUGCCGCUUCUACACCCGCUGCCACCGACCUGGUCAGAAGACUGUUUGAGCUAAGGAGGAUGGUCGAAAGCGUGCUGCACUCAGGGGCAUCACAGCCGGAGUGGGGGCUGCAGGAGAUCGUGAAAGAGAGCUUCAGCAUCACCACCUCCGAUGGACAAGUACCUUUCCGUCACAAUCUCGAAAACGCCGGUUUGAAUGCUCAAGAAUGGUUCAACAACAAGUACAUCACGCAGGUCGACAAGCUGGGCGCAUAUCACCGAAUCCCACAGACCUUGGCCAGAGAAGCCCGCAGGAGGAAGACGAGGCACCUGUUCUCAAAUAUCAAGUCGCUCUACAUCGACCCAUAUGAACCUCGAACAAGCCCGAUAUGCCUCUCCGGAAAGAAGACCCUUUGUUACGUCCAUGCAGAAUUACAGAUGGUUGUACAUUAUCUUCUCUCACCACCCCUGAUACUCCCACGAGUCAUAGGUACCAGCAAAGAAACAUGCUUCCUCUGUCAUCUCUUCAUCAAGAGACUCGGUGCUUUUGUUGUGACCGCUACACAUGGGCGUCUGUACGAUCAGUGGACCGUGCCAGAUCUUGCAGAGUACACGCCGGGACAUGUUGAAGCGCUGAGGGCGGUUAUAAGGAGAAUGAAUCGGGAUUGCUCGCUUUUGGGAAGGAAGAGACAUUCACGGCGCGGUCAGCACCCCCUGACAAGCCGACAGAAUUUGUACGAGAUGCCGACCUUUUCGCCCCUAUCGACCUUACUGAGCGCACGGUUCGACACAGAGUCGAGCCUGCUGCCAACCGCAGAUGCAAAUAACGCAGGCACCAGGGUCUCUUCCACGCGUCAUUCAAGAGCUUCUGGUACAUCAAGAAACCCAAUCCCUGCCAAUGAAGAGUCCACACCACAGUCUGACGGCGGGACAACCACAACAACAGACUCUUGGUGGAACUCGAGUCUGAAGACAGAGACCCGAACGCACAGUGGAAGCGGCACGCCAGGACAACCACCUUCUCAGGGCCCGGUCGUGAGCGACACCCACUCUGAAAGCACAGUGACCAGCUCCACUCUCACGUCCAACAGCCGCGGCCCCAUUCAUAUCAGCUCCGACAGGCCUCAUCUCAUCAACCUUCCGGGCCUGGAAGUCGUGGUUGAAAUCCAGCCCCCGCGUAAUGGGAUAGUAAGCUUGAGAACAGGCAGCGAGAUUGAUAAGAGUGCAGCAAGUCAUGGUGUCAAACUCGAAGAUCUCCGAGCUGGAGACGAGUUGGACUUUCAGCGAUCCGAGCACGAAACUUCGGUGAUGCUUCGUUUGCAGGAAAGUGGCGGCGAUUUGUGCUGUAUCGUUCUGGAGUGGACAUGA